Molecule: messenger RNA, 924 nt
Organism: Miscanthus lutarioriparius
Lineage: Eukaryota; Viridiplantae; Streptophyta; Magnoliopsida; Poales; Poaceae
Source: the annotation of a GenBank genome assembly
AUGGCUGGCUGCGGCUUGGAGGAGGCGGCAAACACUUAUUAUGAUCUUAUAACAAGAUUUGUUGAACUUUUGUGGGGUCAAUCAUUCCAUUUCGCCCCAAGAUGGCAUGGUGAAACACUUGGCGAAAGCAUCAAGCGGUUUGAGCAUUUUAUUGCCCUUCAAUUGGGGCUCAAAAAGGGGAUGAAGGUCUUGGAUGUAGGAUGUGGAAUUGGGGGGCCCUUAAGGGAAAUAGCCAGAUUCAGCUCAACAGAUAUAACUGGACUGAACAACAACGCUUACCAGAUAUCAAGGGGCAAGGAGCUCAAUUUUUCGGCCGGUUUGAGUGAGCAGUGCAACUUCGUAAAGGGAGACUUCAUGAACAUACCAUUUCCUGACAACACCUUUGAUGCAGCCUACGCAAUAGAGGCCACAAUUUAUGCUCCUGAUGUACUAGGUGCCUACAGGGAGAUAUACCGGGUGCUGAAACCUGGUCAAUAUUUCGCACUAGAUGAACUGUGCUUGACUGAUAAAUUUGAUCCAAACAACGCUAAGCAUAGGGACCUCAAGGCCAAAAUUGAGCUCGGCUGUGCCUUGCCUGACGUCCGUACCACUCGUCAGUGCAUCCAGGUUAUGAAAGAAGCUGGAUUCGAGAUUGUCUUGAAGAGGGAUCUUGCUGAGGACUCUCCAUGCCCAUGGUACUGGGACAUAGAUGCCCACCUUUUCUCAUGGAGCAGCUUCAGUUACUCUGGUGUCGCAAAGUUCCUCAUCAUGCGUGCAAUUGCUGGUACACUGGAGUUCCUCCGGAUUGCUCCGAAAGGCAACAGUAAGCUUGUUAGCAUGAUGCAUACUGCAUCCAAUGACCUCAUCAUAAGCUGGCGGGAACAGAUCUUUACAGUGACCUUCUUUGUCCUUGGCCGGAAACCUCUCAAGGAAAGUGAUGUUUAA